UAUUAUAGGCUUUAGAACACAAGCAAGGGAGACGCAGCAGGUGUUUUCAUAAAAAAAUUGUCUGCGUGGUCGACUAAGUACGGCGAAGGGUGGUGUGUUAAGUCGAUCAAAUAACAGAGAAAUAAGUAGAGGAAAAUAUGUCGGAAGACAGCAAAGUCGUAGAGUCGACGACGUCAUCGUCGGACGAGGUGGCUCCGAAAUUUUUUACGCGAGCCGAGGUUGCUCAGCGCAACGACAUCACAGAAGCUUGGAUUAUCAUUCACAACGGUGUUUACGAUGUCACAAAGUUCCUCGGCGAACAUCCUGGUGGUGAGGAGGUGCUCCUGGAACAGGCUGGUAAAGACUCCACGGAACCAUUCGAAGAUGUUGCCCAUUCGACAGAUGCCAGAGAAAUGAUGAAGCCUUUCAAAGUUGGGGAGAUCGUUCAAGAGGAGCGAACAAAUGAAAGGGACCAAAAGUCCAAAAAUGCAGCUAGCGGCAUAGGUGGUCACGAUGAUCCCAGUGGCUCUUGGAGAUCUUGGCUGAUUCCCUUUGCUCUGGGUGUGCUGGCAACCAUUAUUUAUCGCUACUUCAUCACUUCUCACUAAGUAGAGAAGUUGUGCUCCAGUUGGCCUCUACAACAUUGGAGCUGUGUGAAAGAAUGUAAAAAAUAUGACAGAAAGGAAUAGUCAUGCCUUUGAAGGAUGUUUUAAAUAAGUGUAAUUGUUACAAAAACAUUACUAAUAUUAUAUAGUUAGCAGCUGCAACAGAUGAUGCCUUACCAAUAUACUUAUCAUGUUAUUACGUGGUGUAAUGUUUUUGUUGGAAAAAGAAAAAUGGUGCGUGUUUACUAAAGUAAAUAUGGAUAUUUUUAUAGUUUACAACAGAUUAUGUUGAUAGUAUUGUGGUUGCAGCAGCUUGUUAAAUGUAAAUGUUUAUUAUUGAACUUUUAAAUCUUACUGAUGCUUUUAUAAAUGUGGGUAAACUUUGUUAAUGACAUGAUCAUUGUCGUUAAAAUGCAUUUUUGAUUUAUGAUAUUUUGUUGGUCAGUAAUGUUGGACUGGCCUCUGUUAUUAUUAAGAAUUUUCUAUACUUUAUAGUAAAAUACAACUUUUUCCAAAAUAAAUAAUUUAAUCAAAACUA
Molecule: messenger RNA, 1122 nt
Organism: Copidosoma floridanum
Lineage: Eukaryota; Metazoa; Arthropoda; Insecta; Hymenoptera; Encyrtidae
Gene: Cyt-b5
Product: Cytochrome b5
Cellular component (GO): intracellular membrane-bounded organelle; membrane
Molecular function (GO): heme binding
Source: RefSeq, a predicted model, not a curated record